Molecule: messenger RNA, 1101 nt
Organism: Huiozyma naganishii CBS 8797
Lineage: Eukaryota; Fungi; Ascomycota; Saccharomycetes; Saccharomycetales; Saccharomycetaceae
Gene: LSB5
Product: Lsb5p
Exons: 1
Coding region: 1-1101 (366 amino acids)
Biological process (GO): actin filament organization; actin cortical patch localization; endocytosis
Cellular component (GO): actin cortical patch
Source: RefSeq, a predicted model, not a curated record
AUGGGGUUUUGGUCAAGCCACCAACACUCGGCAAUAACAGACACCGUUGACCGGAUAGUCUCGUCGCAGAAGUAUCCGCUGGAAGUAGAGCUGGAUAACUUGGUAAACCUGAUCAGGGAGUCCAGCGACUAUGAGUACACGAUGAAUCAGGAGGAGUGUGCCAUUGUGUUGCGGAAGAAGCUCAAGUAUGGGAACAAAGUGCAGCAGUCGCGGUCGUUGGACUUGCUGGACUUGUUCAUCUCGCAAGGUUUGAAGUUUGGGACAAUGUACAACGACGAGAAACUGCUCGACAGACUCGACGUUAUUGCCAACAACAAGGAUACCAACGGGAAGGGUGUCGUGUACAACAAGAAGAUUAUCAGUAAAGCUGUCAAGUACAUCAUGGACUGGAACGCAUACAUCGUGGACAUGGGCGCAGAAUCCAGCAGGACAUACGAGGGUAUAGUCCGUCUGAAGGAUACUCUGGGUACCGGUUCAUCUUCCAGUCGCAGUAAAAGGACCCCAGAUAUUGAUAGACAGCGUCUCAAUAAGGGUGGGCCGGACAUGGACAGGGACAGGCAAAGGUCCCGUAGGAGAGCUAACCAAAGGAGACAUCGCGGUGGUUCUAACUUUAUGGACGAUGUGGCGGACGAUUCCGUGUUCAGGGCACCACAGGACCCUGACUCCCUUUACAGGAUCCCACAGAUCGACUUGAAGAAACACGCACCCAAGAUAAAGAUGGUGAUCAGCGACGCCCUCGCGGCAGCGGUAUCGCUUGACAACGCGCUGAUGGUCUUGCCAGAGAAUAAGAACGCACUGACGGACAAGGACACCACAUCCAAAUUUAUCCAGGCAAGAGCCAUUAGAAGGAAAGUGCUCCGGUAUUUACAACUCGUCACCGAGGGCGAGUUCUUGGGCAGUUUGAUACACGCUAACGACGAGCUGGUGAAGGCACUCACUAAAUACGACGAAAGAACACAGGGCGAAGACGACGACGAGUCCUCUGAUCUGAGUGAGGACGACUCAGAUUUCUCAGACGACGACGAACCGAGCAGCUCCGGAGGUUUCCGCUCUGACGAAGCCGGCAGCGACGAUCCAUUUGCUGAUAAUCACCGCAUCUAA